GGUAGAAACUCUACAAAGAUCAGCUUGUUAGCAACAGUGUGACCUUUUUCCUCUCUCUUUUCGUACCGAGACUCAUAUUAUCGACAUGCGAUGGAGGGGUCGGAUACAUACCUCAUAAGACCUAAUCAUCAGUUCAAGUUUAAGCCAGCCAUUGUGAAGGAAUGUAUUCGAGAAAUUGUGAGGGAGCGCCUGUCUGGGAUGCGUUAUGACCCAGAGGAAGUCCCCGAGCUGUCUCGCUCACUGGCAGACUGCAUUAAGGAUAAAGUCAAGAAUGCAGGAUUUGACAGAUAUAAGCUAGUCGUGCAGGUGGUCAUUGGCGAACAACGAGGACAAGGAGUCAAGAUGUCUUCAAGGUGUUUAUGGGAUGCUGACACAGACAACUAUGCAGAAGAUAUUUUCAUAAACGACAGCUUGUUCUGUGUGGCGGCAGUUUUUGGGACUUAUUACUACUGAAGACAAGAGGAUGGAUGACAGAAUUCUUUCAGAUGAAGAGAAAAGGUGAACAUCCAAACGAUGGUGCUCACUGUAAGCACUUCUGGUCUACAGUGCGUUGAUCUGAUUUAACUGCAAGUGCUGCAUCUUGAGACAGCUAGCAUCAAGAGUGGAAGUGAUGGAUCUCUGUGCUGAUACUGUGGAAACUCAAAAAUGAAGGAUUUCACCAGUAUUUCAUGACUUGGUUAAGAUGAUGAAGACUGAAUAGUUUUUUUCUUGGAAGGGUUAACAGACUGAAGGUCUUAUUUUCUUGGAAACAUUAUUAGUGUUCGUUCGGUAGACCUGCUGGGUAAAUAGAGGAUCCAGACUCAAUGUACUGCAGUACAGUUCGUAUUUGUUCUACACUUAUUGACAUCAUUUUUGGCAAUACAAAAAAAAAAAAACUGCCAGUUCAAAUACACAUUUGAAUGGAUGCCAUCAUUAUAUUCUGCACCACAUUGUCAAAUAUAUGUUAAUGGUAAAACAUUUCAAACUCACCACUGCCAGUGACAUCAGCUGGUAGUCAUGCUCUCAUACUGAAGCCUUCUGGCUGGAGGCCGUCUGACGAGUCAAUGGAACUGUGGCUGUCAAUAAUAUGCAUUGUUAUUCAUUGCACUGUAGUCAGCCUAUAGUGGUUCUGCUCCCAGGUCUCCUAUAUAUAUAUAUAUAUAUAUAUAUAUAUAUAUCUCUCUUUGGAGCUUCCUUUUGUUCCUCUGCCUGAUUUCUCAUCUGGCUCUACUCUCAAUGAGUCUUUCAACCUUCUCCAAUCAGUCCCUUUAUCUCUUUGUGUCAUGCAAUCUGUCAUCAGGGUUUCAGUCAGAGAGUGAUUUUAAAACUGUUCAUCAAUAAUAGCUGAUUAGCUCAUGCAAGCUCAACUUCUACCACCGCUAACAAAACUGCUGAUUCCCUCAGUCAAGCCCCUAGGCGGCAGUGAGACACAAUUGAAUCCUUCACUGGCAGCAGUGUGAUUCCAAAACCUACUCAGACAACUGCAAGAGGAGACUGCAUAUUUGCCCCAUUUAAAAUGGCCUUAAUCUAUUUUUCUCUGUUGUAGUUUGUAGUGCUUUUACUAUUUUCACUUUCAGUAUGUGCAACUACUGCCGGUUAUCUUCUUAUCAAAGACAAAUGAGUCCAAUAGUGAAGCUUCCCUGUCAUUUGUUGGUGAAAUUGAUGUCGGUCUGCAAUACAUAUCAGAUAUUCUUAUGUUUUUCUAGUUGCUCUUGGUGUUUUCAAUUAUUUUCAGAAAACCAGCAGCCAGCUGGAAAAGUAGAUGUUUUUUAGUCUAUAUAUAAAGACUAAUGACACAGAAGUGAGCAGCUAAAGUGAUCAAGCUUAGCUGAUGGUUGAAUGACUCAUCCUGUGAUGCCAAAUGUUGCCCCUCUAUUUCUGUUUGCAAAGCUGAACUGUAAAUGAACUUUUAGAAGCUUAAAUAACCAAAAGUAUGCAUGGGCCAUGCAUAUUACUACUCACAAAUAUUUUGUGUCCAAAUGUAUUCAAAUCUAAUAAUAUGUUGCUUUUCAUAUACAAAACCUACAAUUGAAUGAGAAUGACAUUUUCCUUUUAUAACUUUUUUUCUUUCUUAUGGAUGUAUCCAUAUCUGUUAUAAUAAACUGUGAUAAACAAGGUC
This is a messenger RNA of Gymnodraco acuticeps, 2098 nucleotides long. It is a transcript of the gene tctex1d2, whose product is annotated as Tctex1 domain containing 2. Gene Ontology annotation, biological process: microtubule-based movement. Gene Ontology annotation, molecular function: dynein intermediate chain binding. Bases 91 to 453 code for a protein of 120 amino acids. The record is from RefSeq and is a predicted model, not a curated record. The transcript is spliced from 5 exons. Lineage: Eukaryota; Metazoa; Chordata; Actinopteri; Perciformes; Bathydraconidae. Gene Ontology annotation, cellular component: cytoplasm; cytoplasmic dynein complex.